UUUCCUUUUUUUUUUUCUUUCUUUCAUUUAAUAAUCAUGACGGAUAAUUCAUUAAAAGUGGAUAAUGAUGCUAAGAGAACAAGGCAUCACUCAAAUACAAUUUCAGGCAGUAGACCUCCAGCCUUAGAUAUCACAAUUACUCGGCCAACACAUGUUCGUAGAAAUUCAGAAGGUUCUCCUGGUGUUCCUCCUCCUAUCUGUGUCUCUGAGCCUACGCCCAUUGAGCCCUCUGCUGAGCCCUUCAAUUUCGAGCAAAAAAAUCGUCCCCCAACACCUAACAAUGACCAAGUCAAACAAGAUAGCUUGUCUGACUCUACGCCCCAACAGUCCAAACGUUCUCGUUCACGAGCUUCAAGUCUGACCUCAAGUCUCUUGAACGAAAUAAAAGAGAGCUCGACUAUUCAGUCACUUGCUCAUAAGAUAAAGUCUCGACACGGUUCUGAAGACGUCGAUAAUGAAAGCACAGUGGAAUCAACAACAACCACAGCACCAGCAACAAGCAUUAUGACAAACAAUACAAUUAUUCUUGCCAACGCUAAAAGAAACCAAGAUUUCCAUGCUUUGUUUCGAAGUGUUCCAGAAGAAGAUUCGCUUAUUGAAGAUUUUGGAUGUGCUUUACAAAAGGAAAUUUUAUUACAAGGUCGGAUUUACUUGUCAGAAAAUCACCUCUGUUUUAACGCAAACAUCUUUGGUUGGGUUACUAAUCUUGUGAUUGCAUUUGCUGAUAUCGUUGACAUUGAGAAAAAGACAACUGCUUAUUUCAUCCCUAAUGCCAUUCAAGUAUCUACAGAAACUUCAAAGCAUUUUUUUGCAUCGUUCUUAUCUCGAGAUCAAGCUUAUGAUUUAAUGGUAGAUAUUUGGCAUACUGUUCGACCUGAUCUUGCACCUAAAGACGAAAACGACAUACAAAAUGAGCAAGAGAGUAGCUCAUUGGAUGAAGAUAAUAGUUCAUCUGAAUAUGAUAGCGAUACAGAAGACUCGUAUAGCGAUGAUCUAGACUCUGAAGUGAAUGCCAAAGAUACACAAGCCAAAGUCGAAAAUCGGUCUCGAAAAGUUUCAAUGGCAGGAUCGCUUCCUGCUUUCAAAGAUGUCAAACAUGUAGACUCCACUUCACGACGCCGAGCACAAUCUGAACUGCCUCGACCCAAUUUUCAGACUAUGAAUGAAAAGGCAGGCAACGAGAAAAAACCUGAUGGAGGAUCGCCAGACACAAAGGAAGAGCCUAAGCCUCAAGUGCAUGAAAAAACAGAAUGUGAAUGCGGCCAGAAUGGCAAUCAUUAUCCCAACUUAGUAAUGGAUCAAGUUUAUAACGGCACUUUGGAUCAGCUCUAUAAUCUAUUGUUUGAUAGUGAUUUUAUGAAGGACUUUUUAAUUGACAAUCAAAAGAGUUUAGAAAUUAGAAUUGGAAAUGGGGAUUGGAAAAAGACGGAUGGUGGGAAUGUAUUAGGCGUCAGAGAGUACUCUUACAUCAAACAGUUGGGUGGUGCCAUUGGCCCAAAGCAAACAAAGUGCUACAUUACACAAGAGUUGCUUCAUCAUGAUUUGGACAACUAUGUGUCAGUUUUGUCAACAACGUCUACACCUGAUGUUCCCUCAGGUUCUUCAUUUACGUGUAAGACUCGUACUUGCCUAACUUAUGCUGGCAAAGGAAAAGUACGAUUGACAGUAACAGUUCAGGUUGAAUUUACAAAAUCUUCUUGGCUCAAAUCCACCAUAGAGAAAGCAAGCAUUGAUGGCCAACAGACCUAUUACAAAGAUUUGGAUGCUGUUUUACGUAAACAUUUAUCUAAUGCACCUUCCGGACGAUCUGGCCAUGGUAAAAAGAAGAGAAGAAGAAGCAAGAAAUCAAAACACGCCAAAGCCCAUCAAGACGAAGCUGAACCAGAACCAUCGAAGCCUAAGGGUAUGUUGGACACGAUUUUCCAUCUAUUGUCUGAUAGUCUGGGGUCUUUUUCACUCAACACUUCUCAUAUGACGCUAUUAUGCUUAAUUAUUAUGGCUUGCAUAAAUGUCUUUAUUGCAAGAAAAAUGGCUGUUGUUGAAAAACAAAUAGAUGGUUUGGUUCAUGCAAACGAUUUCGAGAAUGCAGCAACACCUCAUUUACCACAAGAUCAGCGUGAUUUACGUUACCAACCGGAAGCAGACGAUUUAUGGGCAUGGUUAGGAAGUAUUGACCCCGAAAAAUCCAACCAGAGGCCCAUUGCUGUUGUUCAAAAUCCAGAAGAACAAGAAGCUAUUUGGGAUGAAGCGAUUCGAUAUUCAAAAGUGACCAAAGAACGCUUAGAUAAACAUAUGAUUGAACUGAAUGAAAUGAUUCAAAAGGCAGAAAGUAAUUUAGAAAGUGUGACACGAUCAGUGAAUGAACAACGUCAAAAGAUGAGACAACAAGACGCAUAAAACAAACACGCAUUUAUAUUUAUAUUUAAUA
Gilbertella persicaria is the source of this 2428-nucleotide messenger RNA. RefSeq lists its product as uncharacterized. The transcript is spliced from 7 exons. Gene Ontology annotation, biological process: intracellular sterol transport. Bases 37 to 2397 code for a protein of 786 amino acids. Gene Ontology annotation, cellular component: cortical endoplasmic reticulum; endoplasmic reticulum-plasma membrane contact site; plasma membrane. The record is from RefSeq and is a predicted model, not a curated record. Gene Ontology annotation, molecular function: sterol transfer activity; sterol binding. NCBI's taxonomy places the organism in Eukaryota, Fungi, Mucoromycota, Mucoromycetes, Mucorales, Choanephoraceae.